AUAUAACGCAACUGUGAAUCAAAUGAAAUGAAAUUGUGUUUUCAAAUGCAAAUUAAACCCUAAUAAAUAAUAAUCCAUCCUAUAGUUCAAUUCUUUCUAACUCAAAAAUCGAACUACAUUUGCUACAUUUUCCUCUUCACUCUCUCUUUCUUUCCAAUGGCGCCAAAACGACGUUCCUUAAAGAAAGGUGAGAGACGAAUGGACGCAGCUCUCGACGCCAUGAUUCCUUACGGUUUCCCUAACAAACUCGUUCGUCGAACCGUUGAUCAAUUACUCAAAGUUUAUGGCGGUAACGAUGGUUGGGUCUUUAUUGAAGAUUCUGCUUAUACUCUUCUCAUCAACACUCUUCUUGAACAACAACAACAAGAGGAUCAGGAUCAGGAUGGUUUGAUAGAGGAUAAUCCAGGAAAUGCUGCUGGUUGCUCAAAAAGAACCCUUCUUCUACCUUGCACUAACACAGAAACUUCAGAUGAUGCACCAUUAGCUAAUCAGGCCCUUGACACUAUAUCAGCAGCCAGUGAAACUGGUAAUCAACUUCCUGUGGCUGUGGACAGUGCAACAGCUACAAGCAAAGCUGUUAUUGAACUUCCGAUCAAGCCUGUUGACACUUCAGCAGCCACCAGCCAACCUGUUAAUCAACUUUCCAUUAUGGCUGUGGACACUGCAACAAGCAAAACUGUUAAUAAACUUCCCCUUAAAGCUGUAGACACUGUAUCAGCAAUCAUGGAAAUUGACGACCAAGUUCCUAUCAAGGUUAUUAUAGACAGUGUAUCAGCAGAGAAUGAAUAUGAACCUCCUCAGACAAAGUCCCCACAACCUAUUGGGAAGCUUUGUCACAAGAGGCGUAGACCUUGCCAUGGUUGGCUUUCUAGUGAUGAUGAAGAAGAAGAAGAGGAGGAUCUAAUAGAACUAUCUGCAUUGCAUAAGCUCGUGAAUGGGGUCAAUUAGUGGGAACAGAGCAGGAUAUUACAUGUAAGUAGUGUAAGAGAAGUAUCAGAUUAGCUCCAAGGUUUGAAAAAUGCGUUUAAUGUGUUAAUAUGUGGAAACAUGUGCUAGUGCUACAUGGCCUAAACAGUGUGUCUAUAAUACACUGCUUACUAAUACUAGGCUGUUCAUCAGACCAUCGUAUGGAUCAAUACUUUGUGUUGGAGAGUGAAAUUUAACUACUAAACUUUUUAGUUUUCUUAAUUAUAAAACUUAUUUUGUUAA
Messenger RNA from Trifolium pratense (red clover), 1209 nucleotides. RefSeq lists its product as uncharacterized. Lineage: Eukaryota; Viridiplantae; Streptophyta; Magnoliopsida; Fabales; Fabaceae. The record is from RefSeq and is a predicted model, not a curated record. The transcript has 5 exons. Bases 157 to 948 code for a protein of 263 amino acids.